Messenger RNA from Caenorhabditis briggsae, 909 nucleotides. The record is from RefSeq and is a predicted model, not a curated record. The transcript is spliced from 4 exons. Bases 1 to 909 code for a protein of 302 amino acids. NCBI's taxonomy places the organism in Eukaryota, Metazoa, Nematoda, Chromadorea, Rhabditida, Rhabditidae.
AUGCCCUGUACACUGUUCCAGGAGCCAGAAGCUCCGCCAGAACCAGUUAAAGAAGAGACAAUGUCCGUGUUCAUCAACUCAUCCAUCCUUGAAUUGCUCAACGAAACUGACGACAAUCGUCCAGUUUUGAGAACUCUUGAGAAGCUUCUGGAGCGUGGUCCAGAGGAAGAUCGUGAGUCGUCUGCUGACGAGUUGAAAGGCUUGAAAGAUGUCGAGAAGUUUGUGAAGAAGUUCGGAAGACGUAAUAUGGAAAAGGAGCACAGUCUGGGAGUCAAUAUUCGAGUUAACGUCAAAAUCAUUGUCAUCACAGUGGCUGUGUUCGUUCUCUUUGGUCCAAGUAUUGAACCAAAGUUGCCACUAUGUGCCAAACCAGAAGAUAAGGAUUGUAUAGGUAAAGUGCAGAUGGCAUUCGAGUUGGCAUUGUCUGGACCAAUUUUGCUUCUUAUGCACUUGGUUAUGAAAGCCAAAUCGAAAAGAGUCAUGGCUGAGAUCAGACAUCAAAGAUUCAUUUGGGAGGGGAUCAAUAACUUGAAAAACCGGAUGAAAGAUGACUGCGGACACAAAAUCAUGCUCUCCGAAAUUACACGUCGUCAAAUGGAUGCUGUAAAAACGAUGCAUGACUAUCUAGAGCCAAUGAAACUGAAAGUUAAAGUUAUGGCGAAUAGAUUCAAUCUUACGGAAAUGUUCCUCCACCACAUCUUCUUUGCGUACCUCUUCACGCGGUUGAUUGUCUCUGGUAAAACGAUUUUAUCUGGAGUUUAUAUUCCAUUAGAAGUCACCAACAUCGUUUGCUUCUUCUAUAUGCUUAAGAAAUCCUGGGAAACGUAUUUCGUCGUUAUGGACCAACUAUUCGAGUACACUGGAUAUGACGAAUGGAUUGAUGAGAAGCUUGACUUCUUUUUCUUUUGA